AUGUCUGGAAAAAUCGACCCGUUGAACAACAUGAAACGAUAUUUUGGAUCGUUGAAGAUCGACGAAGCCUUGGUAUGUUUAUUGCAAUUCGAAUAACUUGCAAUGCAAUCAAUCGACUUUGAUUUGAGAGCGCGCCGAGCACGCGAGUGGGGGAAAUCGGAAUCGUCGCAUAUCACAGCCAGAACACGCUUCCGUUCCAGCCGAUGAUCUACCUCUCCAACAAAAAGCCGGCUCAUUUCUACAUGAAGCACUGGGAGGGCCGACGACUUCACGACUACAGCAGCGAAGGAUUCCCGAGUACGGUACACUCUGCCAGUUCAUGAAAAAAAACCUUUCUUUAUUUCAGACCUUAUAGAAUCGAUGGGCAUCAAGAAGAUUGUGGAAUUGGAGGCGAUGCAGUGGCAGGAGCAUCAGAGGAUCGGUAAGGUUUUCGCUUGCUGUCAGGCUUUUUGUGACUCAUUAUGCCGCGUCCAAAGUCUCGGAAAACCCGCAAAUAUCGCGGAUUUUGCAGUCCAAAGUCGGCAGAAAUUUGCGGGGGAAAUCCGGGGUGCGCACAGCUGAACGAGUGUUACCGUACACCAUAAAACUACGGUAUUUUUUUGAAAAUUUACCCAAGAAAUUUGAAAAAAAUUUCAAAUAUUCUCGAGAAAUUUAAAUUUUUUUCAAAAAAAUACCGUUCAAAAAUUUACCCAAAAAAAUUUGAAAAAAAUUUCAAAUAUUCCCGAGGAAUUUAAAUUUUUUUCCAAAAAAAUACCGUUGAAAAAUUUACCCAAGAAAUUUGAAAAUUUUUCAAAUAUUCUCGAGUAAUUUAAAUUUUUUUCAAAAAAAAUACCGUUGAAAAAUUUACCCAAGAAAUUUGAAAAAAAUUUCAAAUAUUCUCGAGAAAUUUAAAUUUUUUUCAAAAAAAUACCGUUGAAAAAAAUUUCAAAUAUUCUCGAGGAAUUUGAAUUUUUUUCAAAAAAAUACCGUUGAAAAAUUUACCCAAGAAAUUUGAAAAAAAUUUCAAAUAUUCUCGAGAAAUUUAAAUUUUUUUCAAAAAAAUACCGUUGAAAAUUUACCCAAGAAAUUUGAAAAUUUUCAAAUAUUCUCGAGAAAUUUAAAUUUUUUCAAAAAAUACCCAAGAAAUUUCACUAAAGCACGCAAAUGAAACGUGUUAGACAAUUGAAAUGUUUUCAAAAAAGCAGAGCGCUCUGUAGUCAAAGUGUCAAAAUAUUAUAAUUUCAGUGCGCGACCUCCUCCAGUUUCUCUUCAGCGCCUACGACUCCCCGAAGCCCGACAACAAGGGCGUCUUGUGGAGGUACGGAGGCCACUUCGAGGAGGACGAUCAACGCGUCGUCGUCUACUGGAGGAGCGCGCUCAACUGCGUCGUCACAGUCUUCUCCGAGUUGAAGCAGAGCGCCGGGCCCCCGUUCCGAGAGCUCAUCACAACAUUUCUGCAUCCAGUCGAGCAGCUGGAGCAUCUGAUUGCCAUUAAGAAGGUGAAAGAAGCCAGGCUCCCCUGA
Molecule: messenger RNA, 1502 nt
Organism: Caenorhabditis sp. 36 PRJEB53466
Lineage: Eukaryota; Metazoa; Nematoda; Chromadorea; Rhabditida; Rhabditidae
Source: the annotation of a GenBank genome assembly